AUGAGGGCCAGAGCCAGAGGAAGUAGCACGCUGCCUCUGCAGCAGGCCGAAUUCGACGCCCUACCCUAUUCAGUCCAGAGAAAGUACUUUUCAUCCCUGGAACGCCUGCAGAUCCAGCACCAGGCUACUCAGGCCGCCGCCGCCGCUGCUGCUGCUGCUACUGCUGACGAGCCCACUACUUCUGGCCGUUCCUCGCGGGCCAGCUCGUCCACCCCAUUCCGCCCUCCAGUCACUCUCUCGAUACGACACCGACGACACCGACGACAGAAGUCGGCCAGACUCGCCUCUUCAUCUGCCUCUGCGUCUGUGCCCCCUUGUACUUCUGCUUCUGCCUCUGCUCUUAGCUUUGCCUCUGCAUCUGCAUUUGCCUCUGCCUCUGCUGCCGACAUUCUCUUCUAUCUUUCACUCCCUGAAAAGGUGCGGAAACAGCACUUUUCGCGGGAAGAACAGUUGUUCCUGCAGCAAUUCGCCAAAUCCAAACAUUCGUUCCCCCAAGACGAACACGAGGCUGAGCGGGCCCAACAACGCUUCGCCGACUUUCACUUUGACUUCACCCAAACACUAUCAUCAUCAUCCUCGUCUUCGUCGUCGUCACCCUGCCCUCCUGCUGCCGAUCGAGGACGCUCUCGACGGCCAUCGACUGCCUCGGCGUCUUCCACCAUUAGCCGCAGCUCCAGUCGCUCUUCAUUCUACCUCCCUAUUGAGAAAAAGAAGCAUCACCGCCGGGCCAGCAGCCUUGCACACCUCGACAUGAUGAACACGCCCAGCUUCGCCACCAAAGAUUCCCCCCCUUUUAGACGGACCAUGUCACUCACCGCUGCCUCCUUUCGUCAUCCAUCUUCGGCUUCUCCCACCAUGUUCAUCGCAGACCCGCCAUCACCGUUCGCCUUCGGUCCGAACGCACGACAUCAGCGUGCACACUCCUCAACCCUGUCCCUCGCAGGGCUAAGAUUUUCACAGGCCCCAACACCGCCCCUCUUCGACCCUGAAGCUACCCACUACCAGGAUCCAGAGGCACGGAAGAAACUGCGCAUGUACUUGGCCUCGCCGCAAAAGUUUGAUGAAGCGAUUGAGUUUGGCUUUCCUUCAACUACCGGCAACGACUCACCAGGUCCGCACUACCAGCUUCCGCAGAUUGACAACCACGCGAGGAAGUUUAGCAGAGACAUGCAUACCUUUUUGCGAGACGGCAAACUCUCGUUCCUCGAGGAUAGCACCUCGACCGACAAUCAGGGUCUCGAGUCGUCCGACUGCGACUCGGUAGCCGACCUCGACUCGCCCGCCACGCCUUGCAGCACAGGACUCUCGUUCCGUCUGCACUCGCGCCAGCUCUCGCAUGGCAAGUUUCCGAUCGAUUCACCCAUGGCCUCACCUGCCCUCUCCGGGGCCGGCCAGAUGAACCGAGAGAUGACGCUCCGGAUGACGCUGACUCGGCCCGAUCUACGCGCCGAUGAGGACCAAUUGUACGGCUGGCAGCAGCAGGGCUCGUCCAGUCCAAAGUCGACGUCUGUCAAGGACGAUCCGCUCGCGCUCGAAGAUCUGGUGUUCACGGACGAUAACACUGGUGCCAAGGGCGCCUUUUAUGUUAAACCCAAGCCUCGCGGUAACCUUGUUUCUCGUAUCUUGAAGCGCGCGAGUCUAAAGACCAAGUGA
This is a messenger RNA of Plenodomus lingam JN3, 1653 nucleotides long. RefSeq lists its product as uncharacterized. NCBI's taxonomy places the organism in Eukaryota, Fungi, Ascomycota, Dothideomycetes, Pleosporales, Leptosphaeriaceae. The record is from RefSeq and is a predicted model, not a curated record.